CGCAUGCGCAGAAACGACGUGACGCCAAAGGGGCGGGGCUUCCGGCUCGUACGUAUGGGCUACGCAUACGGCCCCGGAAGGUGGGUUCAUUUCCGGCCCGCGCGGCGCGCUGGAGUGGCUGUGGAGGUGCGGAGCCUUCGCCGGGAACCUGGAAGAGUUUCGGGCCGGGACGUGCGGCGGCGCGCUGGGUUCGUCUGGAAUUGUACAUUGACAAAUCAAGGGGAGCGGAACCGAAGGGCCUCGGCUGUUGCGUGCAGAGAAGCUGUCAGCCUUGUGAGAGAGCAUGCAGCCGGCAAGCGCAUCGUGGUGCUUCGGUACCGAGUGCUGUGAGUCAUGACAAAUUUGGGAAGAGCCAGAGGGAAACUUUUCAUCCUGAGAUACAGAAGGAUUUAUUGGCUCUUGAAGAGCAAGAGGGACCAGUGAAUUUUAAAUUUGGAGUCCUUUAUGCUAAGGAUGGGCAGCUUACAGAUGAUGAAGUGUUCAGCAGUGUGGGCUUUCCCACAAUUAAGUGGUGUGGAGCUGAAGGGGACUACGAUGUAAUGGUGAUGGAGCUGUUUGGACUGAGUCUUGAAGAUCUCUUCGGUUUUUGUUCGAGGAAACUUCGUCUCAAGACAGUCCUAUUGCUCGCUGGCAAAAUGGUAGGAAACUGCUUUGUUGAUCUUGACGGCGCAGUAUGUUGGAAUAUUAAGAUUCCUCGAGAGAUCAGAACCAAAUACGUUGUUUCUGUAAUUUAGAGGUGAAUAGGCCUGUAUCAUUAAAGGAAAGACUCAAAAUUGGUUUUGUUUCUCUUAAAUACAAAGUGCCCCAUACUGCUCUCCAAGGCCAGUGUGGGAUGCUCAUACCCAAACAGAAACUUCUUAGAAUUUACAAACGUGGUUGCCAGCAGCACUGGGUAUUUGGACAGCAAGAAGCUGUCAUAAUUACAGAAAGUAGUAAUUGUUGCUUGCAGGAACGUUUGCUCACUGCACGUGGCUGCUUUGCUGCAGAGUAACAGGUGCCAAACCUGCUCAAGAGGGACCUUGGGCUUCACACAGCCACUCUUUCAGCUGGCAUGUGACUGACCUAUGUGGAGCAUCUCCUGCAGCCACAAGCACACCUUCCAACAGCCUUGCUGCACUCACAGCACUUGGGCAGAGAUACUGGAUCGCUCCUCCUCAGCAGCACCGGACGCUUUGGCCAUGGGCGUUAUGUUAACUGCACCACCUGAAUGGGAAACUGCCCUGCCAUGGAUAUUACCUAAUCAGAACAACCAGCAGCGAAAGCUCCGCAGGUCAUACAGCUCUGUGGCCCUCCUCCACCACACUGGCAGACAGCAGACAGGCUUGCUGAAGCAUCGCAGUCUGGACUGUAAGCAGUCCAAAAGCUCUAAAACAGAUCACCUCUCCUCCCACAAACAUGAAUACACAGUACAGUUAAAAACAAAAAACCAACUCCUUCCACCCAGCAGAUACAAGUGGUUACCACCCAAGGGUACACAGUGAUCAGCAAGAUGUGAAAAUGUGAGUAUAUAGUUUUAAACCACACAGUAGUAAUUAAUUGUGUCCUUAUUCUUCAGAAUGACAGGUAUGCCUGCAAAUGUACUGGCCCCCACCUAAACCUAUACAUGCAAAUUUGUACUAGGAGGGCAGCAUUUUGCUGUUCAUUUCCAGUUUUUUUCAAGAAAGCAGCAGCAUUUAGAAGACAACGGGAGAACAGCAGAGCUUUGAGAGUGUGGAUCAGAUCUUAAAAUACCAAUUACCAGAUUAAUAAAGUCUUACCUUUCCCCACC
Messenger RNA from Falco peregrinus (peregrine falcon), 1768 nucleotides. RefSeq lists its product as uncharacterized. Gene Ontology annotation, cellular component: cytoplasm. The transcript has 7 exons. The annotation marks the transcript as partial. Gene Ontology annotation, molecular function: GTPase activator activity. The record is from RefSeq and is a predicted model, not a curated record. NCBI's taxonomy places the organism in Eukaryota, Metazoa, Chordata, Aves, Falconiformes, Falconidae. Gene Ontology annotation, biological process: activation of GTPase activity; regulation of small GTPase mediated signal transduction.